Messenger RNA from Xyrichtys novacula (pearly razorfish), 26195 nucleotides. The record is from the annotation of a GenBank genome assembly. Lineage: Eukaryota; Metazoa; Chordata; Actinopteri; Labriformes; Labridae.
UGUGUAUGUGUAUGUGUAUAUGUGUGUGUGUGUGUGUGUGACUGUGAAGCUGACUGCGUACCCGAAAACCGUGUGGCGGAUGCCUUGCGUACAAAAACGCUCUUUUGGAUAUUGGAGUGGGUCUGUUUCAUUAAUUCAAGAGGAAACAGUGAAACCUGCAGGUGCAAGUGGAGGGGAGGAACCAGGCGGACGCACGUGAAGCUCUUACUUCUCCAAAAGCCAGGAAAUAGAGACGGAACAAGGCGCGCGUCAGGAGCAAGUGCAGCAAAUUGGACUUUUCCUCCAUCAGCAACCCUCCUCUCCUCUCCUCUCUCUCUCUCUCUCUUUUCUCUCGCCAUCCUCGCUCCUCCUCUCUAGGUCUCCCCAUUUACUCCAUCUCUCUCCCCAUUCUCUCAGCCUCCCUUCCCAGAAUAGCCUCACUCAGAGAUCUCGGUGUUUGGAUUACGGGGGUGACUCAGGAGAUGGAUUAAAAGAAAAGGGAGUCUCUGCACCGCAAAACUGGAGCAGCACGCGCGACCACGCCGGGGGGGAAGGGGGCGACGGGACUCGGUGAAUUCACGGAGCCCCCGGGACAGAGGUGAGUGCUCGCGGGCUGUCCGGUGUCUGUCCCUCCUUUCUCCCCCUCCUCGAGCAUGAAUCCAGCAGCUAACCCUCCGCUCCUCCAGCACAUGGUCUUCACGUUUCCAUAAUUGAUGAUCUCAUACGCAAUCUGAUGGGUUCUGGUUGUGGAGGAGUGACAGCUAACGUGUUGUCAUUGUGCGGAAUUACCCUUUAAUUGUGGUUCAUUUUCAUUUUACUGCUCCCUACAUGAGCAGCAAAUGAGCUCAAUGCAUGUUUGGAAAAUGCACCAUCCAUGUUAUUGUGAUCGUUUAACCAGGAUCGAGAUUGAGAUCUAUCUUACAAACCCUUCUGCCUUCUCACUUGAGCAUGGCCCCCUCAUGUGUCCCUGCCUCCUCAGGGCCCUGCAGUGGACAUGCCUGUGCACACAGCACUGCAACUUUCCCAGAUGAACUAGUCAAGUGAAUAUUGGAUAAUGGAUAGAGUGUCCUGGUGCGCUUUAUAUUCAGCUUGUUCUGUAAUUUUCAAGUUCAUGUUUGUGAGCAAAGGGUCAAUGAAAGAGCAGCGACUUUACAUCCUGGUUUUACGCCCUGUCAGUGGGGAGACACGGCACUGUACUGUAAAAUUUGAAAAUCAGUGCAGCUGCCAAAUUAAUCCAAUUUCAAUCCAGAGUAGGGCUGGACGAUAAAACAAUAACGAUAUAAAUCAAAAAUUAAUUUCCCUCAAUAUCAAUAUAAAACAUGGUCAGUAUGCUUUUCGAUAACCAGCAUCCUGCCAUGUUUUGGAAGACUAUACGAAUAGCCAAUGAAAAGGGGAGUUGCUCCGGGUCAGCUUCACGCUGAACAAAUCAUGUGCUGAAUUAGAACCAAGUAGCGAACAACUGUAUAGUAGCAGACUGCAGCUAAACGCAACCAUAGCACUUUAACACGUGAAGCCGACAGCAAAGAAAAUGAGUGUUACCACCAGCAGAAAUGCAGACGAUGGCUCAACAAAUGACGACAUCGUCGACAAAACUGGCACAAAAAAGUCAGUGAUGUGGAGGUAUUUAGUUUUUUUGAGGUCGGACAUGAAGCAGAGUAAUUUGCACUGCGAAUUAUGUCGAGUACAUGUUCUUGCAAAAUCGGAGAAUACCUCAAAUCUUUUUCACUGUCUGAAGCAGAGCCGCGCGGCAGAGCAUGCACAAUGCAAAAAGUUACAAACCCCGAGUGGAGCAAGGAGCCCAUGGCGCCUGUGCAGCCGAAACAGCCGACCAUAUAGUCCACUUUCUCUGGUGCAAUGCUUUACGACAAAACGUCGAAGACACACAAAGACCUCACAGAUGCAGUAACUUAUUGUAGUGCAAAAGACAUGCUAAAAAUAAGCACUGUUAAAUUUCAAUUAAAAGUAACAGGGGACGUUUAAGAUUUGGAAGUGAUUUUUUUAAUAUCGUGAUAUAUAUCGAUAUCGACUGAUAUGAAAAAAAUAUAUUGUGAUAAACUUUUUGCCGUAUCGCCCAGCCCUAAUCCAGAGCAUGAGUUUAGUCUGCACCCUGUCAAGGCGUGUAAAGACACAUCUCAAGCAAAGUAGAUAGUAGCAAGAGGAUCAGGUGUGUGUUAGUGGAGCAGAGGAACAGAAUGAGCAAGGACUGAAAAGCUGGAGCAUUAGCAUUAACAAGUGUAACAAGCAUUUAUGGGCUCUAACUCUUUUAAAACAUAAUAGGCCAAAUGGGAGACAACCUGGUAGCGAUGAGCUGAAAGCAGGCAUGUCGCCACCUGCUGUAGUAGAAGCUGAAAUGCUUCUGCCGCUAAUUCAAAUCUUGCCUGUUGCGUGUAAAUUGGGACAAGAACAUGAGACUGAUUAAACCGCCUAACUGAGAUAUGACCGCAGCUCGACUUAACUGUGCAUUUAAACGUACUGAGAGAGUCACCUAAAGACCCUUUAAUUGUUAGUUAUAAUGUUACAAUAUUACAAAUUUAUUAAGCAUGAAGGCUUUUGUCCAGAGUGACGUACAUCUGAGAGUGAAUACAACACAAACAACGACCAGGAAACAACAUAAGGGUCAGGUUGCCCAAGUCUUUCUUGCCAGUCAUUAAACAUGGUGACAUUUUAUGGUGGGCAGGGCUUCAAGUCACAUUCACCUGCAGUUACUAGUUGGUUUGAGCUUGUUUUUGACAAUGGUGGACAAAAACAUGGGUCAGGGACUACGAGUAUCUUUAAUUUUGAGGACAGGCAGUGGUGGCAGCUACAUUACUAUCACUUCUUCUUUUCUGGUACCCAACAACAUAAAUUCUAAGACUCCUGUGUCGCUAUCUACGUUGGGUUGGUGAUGCCAGUUUACCUCCAGUUUUGCCAAUUUAGCCUCUAGAUACGACCAUGGUGUGAUUCUGGCCUCAACCUUUAAAGGGUGUAAAAGUCAGAGUCAUUUUUUAACAUAAAGACCAAAUUUUAAGCUCAGGUCAUCCUGUUCUUGGGUUACAUCUGUAACUGCACUGUGAUAGAAUGGAUACAAGUUCGGAUUACUUUUUAAUACCUCACUGCAAGUGGAAAAACUGCAGAGAAAAGUUCCUGUUUCUAACUGAAUUUUCAUCAAAAUUAAGCCAAAGUUUCUAUAAAAGUAAAGUUUUAAUGCUUUUUGAUGUUGUGUUACCAAAUGUUUGGGGUCAAAAAUACAAAGGCAAAUGUUUUUGUCACUUCUUGUCACAAAAACAGACAGUAGAUGAGACUUACUAAGUGUGUUCAUAUUGUUAUUAUUAGUUCAUAUGCAGCCUUUGUGGUAAAAUGUUGAAUACACUGAUUGUUCGACCUACACAAAGCAAAGCCAGGUGGAGCCAAACAAAACAUUUUCCAAUAAUUGAGCGCCUUCUCGUUCAGGCUGCACAAAAUUCAAAUUAAUUGUAACGUCUUCAAAGUUGGACUACCUGGCCCUCAGGCACAGUUUGAUUUCUCUGCACUCUGUUUGACAUCAAGUGGAUGCUCAGGGCAAAUGAAAGAUUUUCCUUUUUCAUUGAAAGACAUAAAAAGCAGAACAAAGGUAUGUGAUCAAGAGGUUUUCCACUUUUCUGUAUCUCAGUUCAACCUCUCUUCUCCAUCCCUCUAUUUCAGACUACAGCUGCUAAUUAAGUCAGUGUUGAUCCAUUUAAUUAAAGGAUUUUAAAUCCAAGUUAACUGCAGGAAAAACUAAGAUGAAUGUUUGCUUCAGUCUAUGAGACAUUUUCUUGUUUUGUCUGACCAACAGUCCAUUACCCAGGACCGGAUUAGACUAUGUAGACCAGAUUAGACGAUUAAUCAAUUAACUAAUUGGCUUUCAACCACGAAACCAACUGGAAAGCACUACAAGAACAUCUUAAUUUGAGUAAUUUUCUUCUCUGAGGGGAUAGCAUUUUUCACAGAUUGUACACAGUAUUUCAAUUCAAACUUUAAUAUAUGCUUGAGGGAAGAGAGAAGUUUCCUACAAUAUCAAUGCUGUAACCAUUAAAACGACCCAAAACACACUGGUAAUCAAUCACAAAAAAUAAUGGAGAUCAAUUCAAACAGUUUCAAUUUGAAACUCAGUGAUGAGAGAAAAUAGUCUUGGAAGAACUUUAAUCAUCAGGUUGUUUGGAGGAUAUUGAAAGAAUUCGGGGCUUUGCUAGAUAAUGUAGAUGUCCAAGGUUCAGUGCAGGCCCAAGAGACUUUGAAUACCGACCUAUCAGUGGAACGCCACAGCUAGAUUCCUAAACUCAUCCUAACAAGCUUUCAGCGUGAGGAGGGAAAUGCGAAAAUACCAAUGUGUAGUAUAUAGAAUUAAAAGAGGAGCCGCUCUGUGCAGAAAUAUUUGAAUGAUUUGAAGCUCUCAUGUCUGACCACGACCACAGAAAUAUCUGAACACUCACAGCAGUGAAUAAGUGAGUGCAAAUGUGAUAGUAUUUCAGAACUGCUGGUGUGAAGAUUAUUCAAAAGAUUGACGGUUAAUUCAUGCAACUCUUUUCUUGUCUUUUAUACGCUGGUCUCCAUCUUUGAUUUUAUUGUGUGUUUUUCAACGGCUGUACUGUUUAAACUCAGUCCUGUUCAAGUUCUGCAUUUUUCAGAUUUUAAAGAAGUAUAUAGAAGAUGAAUAAAAACAGUACAAGAAGCGGUAUGAAUUAUAAAGUUACUUUUGAAUGACAAAAAGUAAAUAUAGUGGUAGAGUAGGUCGUCUCUAUAUUGAAGAGUUAGGGGUUUGGAUCUCAGGGCGGUCCACAUGCCAAAGUGUCCUUGGCCAAGAUACUUGACCCUGCCCCCCUCGCUGGCUGCGCCCAGUGUUGUGUGAACGGGAUUAGUCAAAAACUGAUGGGCUUUGUACAUAUCAGCCUCUGCCAUCUGUAUGUGAAUUAGUGCUGGACGAUAAUUCGAUAACAAUAUAUAUCGAUCGAUAGACGUGUGGUGCGAUAGAAAAAAAACGGGUCGAUAAAAAGUUCGAUAGAAAACAGUUUCCCUUUCUUUUUCAUCAUAGCCUAUCAUGUAGCUUUUACUACAGUCAUUACUUCCUCCCAACCAAUCACAAACGCAGACCCAGGUACGCUACGGCACCAAGCCCAGCCCCUAUCAAACCACAACAGACAGCACGUGUAUUAGAAAAAAUGAUACAGCAAGGAGAAGCGGAGGACAUUGUCCCGAAAAAAAGGUUUCAGUAGUUCACCAGCAUGGCAAUGUUUUGGUUUUUAGAAGUCUGACAAAAAGCGAACAGCGGUCGUUUGCAAAAUUUGCAGAGAAUUAGUAAAAACCAAGUCUGGUAACACAACCAACUUGUUUUACCAUCUAAACCGGUCGCACCCGCAGGAGUACGAGCUGUGUCGGCCGCGCCGCGGCUCCACGUCGUCGUCGGAGGAAUCCUCUGGAACCGCUGCCAGCACCAGCACAAAGCAAGUGAAGCAGACCAAACUGGACUUCGUUUCUUGCCAAAAUACGACAAAGCGUCCGAGCGGCAUAAGGACAUCACCCAUGCAGUAACAUGCUCCAUAGCGAGGGACAUACUGCCAAUAACUACCGUUGAAAAGCCUGGCUUCGACCAGCUUCUAGCCACUCUCGACCCGCGAUAUGAAGUGCCCGGCCGCAAGUAUUUCUCAAACACAGCGCUUCAGGCAUGAAAAUGGGUCAGGGGUUUAAAAGGUGAGAAGGGUGCGGAGGAAAUACGUUCAAAUGAGCUCAUAUUUUACAAAGACGCGAGUAUUUGGAUCAUGGCUACUAGCAGGGGGUGCAUUCGGCAGGGGUGCAUUCUACGACACAACACCGGCGUGGAUAAGUCCUGCUUCUCGUGCUUAGUUUGUGUAUUAAGUCAAUCACAUGAUAAUAAAAAAAAAAAUAAAUCUCCCGACCCCGGGAGAAAUAUUUCAGUGUUCAGACACCAGGCUGUGGGCAGUUUCCCACACAGUUAAAACUGGUAGUAUGCUAUUCCCACCUAAAGCUAUUCUGUUUAUUUAUAUAUUUGUUUGUUUUGUUUAUUUUCAUCAAAAGACUAUUUAAAUAUUUAUUUAUAAGAUUUUCUGGUCACUUUAGUCUUUAUGUUUGUCAGUAUUUACUGACGUCACUCAGGCCACUUAAGUUGAUUUCUUUUUUUUUUAGUUCUUUUUUAAAAAACUUUCAGUUGUGGUAAAAUAAAAAAGGUGGUUGAAUAAAGGUUUGAAUUUGAAUUCAGUGCUUGUGUGUUCUUUAUUAAAAGUAGGUCAUUAAGCAAUAGCAUAAAACAUCCAGGGCUGCAAUUAAAAUAUAUGUUAAAUAAUUAUAAUAAUUAUAUCGAUAAUUAUCGAUAUCGAUCAAUAUGAUUUAUUUUUUAUCGAUAUGCUUUCUUUCUAUAUCGUCCAGGCCUAAUGUGAAUGAUUGAAUGUGACGUGAUGUAAAAAUGCUUUGUGUGGUCAGAAGACGAGAGAAAGCACCUUAUCCAACAAGGCAUGAGAGUUCACUAAAUCUAAUCAUCUAAGGCGUCUUUGAGCAGCUGUAAAAGUGCGUUAUAGAUAACAUUUAUUAUUAUUAUCAUUAUUAUUCAUAUGAUAUGACCAGUCACAGUCACUAGACUGAGCUAAACACUCACAGGAGAUUUGGAAUUAGCAAUUUGGUAAAAAAAACUUUUUCCAGAUUUGUCAGUUUAAAGCUCCUGUGAGAAGUUUUUAACUUUUUCAAAAUAGACUGAAGUUCACAUCGAUGCCUUUUCAUGACAUUCAGAUGCAAAUAAAAUAAUCAGAAACAAUAUUAUUGAUUUUCAUGUUGCCAUUUUUAAUGACUAAAUCUAGGUGCCAAAUGUGAAACAAACCAAAAGUUCCUUACAGGAGCUUUAACAGACACCUUAAAAAAAUAGCUCAAGGUUUCCUUAUUUUUGCUUUUGUGUAAUUUCUUAAGUUUCUUUUUUUUACUACACCAUAUCAACAUAAUGUAAUCAGCACAGUCACUGACAUGUCUGAUAAACCAGAAACUACACUUUUCUGCACAGUACUAGUACACGACUCCCUUUGCUCCUCCUCCUCCUCUUCCUGUUGUUGGUCAGUGAAUCUUGCAUCUUCAGAUGGACCGCUGCUGUCCACCUCAGGCUGUACCUCCUUUACACGUAAACACAAACACAAAUAUAAAUACACACACGCACCAAAGCAAAAUGUGCUCCUGCUGCCAAAACUACACACACAUAAAAACACUGCCGACAUGUUGACAAGCACAAACACACAGCAGCUCAGACUCUGCAUGCAAACAGUUCGCACUCACACACACACAUGCAUGUCGUGCCCCAGAGGACAAAUGCUGGUGUGAUAGAUAAACGAGGGCCUUUUCUUCACUAAAGAGGCUCACUGUGUGUGCGUGUGUAUGUAUGUUUGUGUGUGUGUGUGUGUGUGUCGGGGGGGUGAGCUUUAAAUGCUGACUGGAGUAGGUCACAGAGACCAAGCCGUUGGAUGUAUGACACCCAGGACCCUGCGUCUUCCUAAGCUGCUUUCAGCCACACUGGAAUCUAUCCAUCCCAGUAUCCCUGUUUCUGAUCCUCACCCCCUCCCCUGCAACCUCCCCCUCCCUCACCCAUCAGACGUCCACAUUUACCAGACACAUAAACUCCCAGCUACACUCUCCCGCUUUCCUUUUUUUGGACUGUUCGUCUUCCUCGUGUCUUUGAUCUUCGCUUAUCUUGUCCCCCGUUCUUUCCUAUUCUCCUCUCGUCUCCUUGUCGCUCUUCUCCUCUUCCUUCCUCUUGUCUCCUUCCCUACUCUCUUCAUUUCUAGCGGUCAUGGAAAUUAGACCGUAGAAGUCUUUGAUUCUGCAUGUCUUACGCCGCCUCAGGGUCAGGCCCUCUUAUCUCGGAGUGAAAGAGAGAGGCAGACGCAGAGAAAGGAGGAAGGAGAUGGAAAAGAAGAGGUGUUAACACAGAAAGAGAGAGAUUUAAAAGGUGGGGAUUGAAGGGACAGAUUUUUCAACUCAAAACAAAGAGGGGGUAAAUGUCAGAGAGAGAGGGGCAGGAAGAGAGAAAACAGGAAAGCUAAGUUAGCAAAAGAUGGUAAAAUCACCAAGAGAACAGCGAUCAGGACUGAUCCAGCUUUUUUGACUCAGGUGUCUUCAAGACUUAUACGCAUACCCAAAGAAUAAGAUCUUGGAAUAAGAUACAAAUGCAUCUAAUAGCAGCCUGUUGCAGCACAGCCCAAGUAGAUGACUUUAGUUGGAGUCCCAUCUCUAAUAAGGUAAAUAGCCAGGGGCGUAUCCAGAACGGUGAUCUGAGGUGGCCCACCCUUCAAAUGUGACUGGCCACCCCAAUAUCUUAAACAAUGAUUGCCUUUUUGCUUUGUCAGAGGUGUGUCUGUUAAAAUCAACAAGUGUAAGAGGCAUUAGAAUUGAAAUUAAGCACAUUUCCUUUGAUUGGUACGAACUUUGUAUGAUUAUUUUAUCAGAAAGAUGAACAUGCGAGGAAUCCUUAAAGAAAAUCAACGUAAACUCUCAUCAUAAACUGUUGAUUACGUGUACAAUACCUAUCUCUUCUUCUACUCACUGCCAGUGGUAGUUUCUGUAUUUUGUAUUAUUAAUAUUCCAAUUUUGCACCAGCUACAUUGUUAUAUGUCGGUGGAUAUCGUUCCCUUAAGUGCUUUUAACCAGGCAGUUCCUAUAAAUAUGGAAGUAAAAGCUCCACAGAGUCUCAAAUGAGCAUCACCCCUCCUGUGAUACGGCUGCUGGAUGGAUGUAAUGAAAAAUCUUUAUUUUCUUUUUCUAAUCGCACUUUCACCGCCAUGAAAUCCACUGGAACUGUCGUAUUUUCUCCCAACAAUCUACAAAAUCUACUAACAUCGCUCCACAUCCUGACUCAUCUUUCUUUUUCCCUCUUCUUCCUUGUGUGUCUUGUGUUCUCUUGCUCAGAUUGUGGGGUGCCAUUAUGCAAUCUGACUAAUGAUGGAAAUAUCUGUAGGAAGUGGCUGCUGAUGGCAUAAUGGUGCAAGCGUGCCCCACAUACAGACGCUGUUGUCCUUGUCGAUGGAGUUACUGGUUCCAUUCCUAUCUACAACCCUUUGCUGCAUGUUUCCCCCCUUCUCUCCACUCCGAACUUCACCUGUUACUCUUCAGCUGUCCUAUCUAAUAAACUGCCUGAAAACACAUUUGUCCAUGUAGAUUCUCAUUCAUCCAGCUGAGAGCUAAGACCUGCAUUGUGAGUUGUUAUUUUAGAGCUAAAGAAGCUUCUUGGCGAAACGUCUUCUCAAACUCUACACAGCCCAGUUGCCUGAUUUUGGAGUCUUCAAAAAGAAAUCCAGUUUGUGUGAUAAAUACAUAUUUAGAGUAAAGGGUAAAUAAAUGUCAUUCAUUGGUGUGUGUGCGUGCCACCACUGCAGCAGUCAGCCUCAGUCAAAGAAGUCUGGACACGCCCCUUCAAUAAGCCAAUUACAGACAAGUCUAGACCCUCUGACAUCGUAAUGUAAUCAGUGUUAAAGUCAACAUCGAAAGAAGUGAGUGAACCUCGUGUUGUUGUCUGGAAACUGGACAAAACACAAAGUCAAAAACGAGAGGCCACUAGAAAGUGAAGAUGGGAGCUGACUGAGAGAGUGAUAAGUAAAAUGGGACAGAGAGGUGGAGCGAGGUGGAGGAGGUAAAGAGCAUGAGAUGGAAUGAUAGAGAAGGAGGGGAAUAGAUGGAGGACAGAGAUGCUGAGAUAGAGAGACAGACAGAGAAUAAGAAGAAACAGGGAGCUGGAGGGAGAGAUGAUGUGAAUAUUUAACUCUGUUUAGUUUUCCAUUUGAGCCCUUGGCUCUUCCUUCUCUCUGAGGCCUCUGAUCGCCUUCAGGUUACUGAUAGCAGGAGACUUCUGUGAGUAAGACACAUGUAGUGUGGGUUCCUAGUUGGAAGUUAAAAGGUUCCCUCUGAGCUGGAAUCAUAUUUUUCACUUCAUAGAUUUCUACAUACUUUUCAACUGAAGACAUCUUAAUAACCAGAACCACGCUGAAAAAAAACACUCAGUGUGGUUAAUAACUGCAUGAGCAGAGUUACGGGCUUAAUUAUUGAAUGUGUACGGCUGAGCAAAAACAAUUAAUGCACCUCAUUACCAAACAAAACCCUGACAAAUAUGCACUGAAUACGUUUUAAUUUCUGCUGACUAACGUAAGGUUUGAACUGUGUUUGAAUUAACCAUCCUCUGAGAACUUUCAGGACGAUGUUUCAUUCAUCAGAUCAGUCCAGAAACUUAAAGAUCUUUUGGAUGCUUUCAGAAAUAUCGAUGGUAAAAAUCCAUACAAAUGUUCUUAAACUCAUCUGGUUUCUCAACAGGCUGUGAUUGGUCCCACCCCAAGAUGACCUCCCCCAAAAACAAAGCCAAGAAGAAGCCGCCCAAAGACAGCAUGACGCUGCUGCCGUGCUUUUAUUUUGUAGAGGUGAGUGUAGAUGGACAUAUUGGUGAAUCACUGUCUUUAUUCAGCCGUUUUCUCGGCUCAGAUGAUUCAGGACGUUUACUGAGUCAAUCAGACGCUGAUUCACUCUCUGCUGUAUGGAGUCGGAUGAACGGUGAGGUCCUCUGGUGAUUACAUCUGUGGAUUCCUGACCCCCACUGACAGAACAGUUUGGUGUUUUCCACGAGGAAAUAUCACCGUGUCAUCACUUCUUCUCCUUUGUGUGUGUGUGUGUUUGUGUGAAGGUGUGUUUUCGUUUAGAGAUGCGAUAACCAGCGAAUGAAUCACUUCUUUCAGAGCAAAUAUUAAAUGCGAGUCACUCUUUGUCCUUGUCUUUGUGUGCGUGUUUGUGUGUGUGUAUGGUGUUUAUGUGUGCGUACCUGUGUAGCUCCCCAUCGUCCUGUCCUCCUUGGUGUCCCUUUACUUCCUGGAACUGACAGAUGUGUUGUCCCCGGCGAUGGUGGGCUUCCGUUGCUAUGACCGCGACCUCUCCAUGCCCUACGUCGAGACGGGCGAUGAGCUCAUCCCGCUGUUGAUGCUGCUGAGUUUGGCCUUCGCCGGUCCUGCAGCAUCUGUAAGUCAAUCACUACCCCUAACACACACACACACACACACACACACACAGACUCCAUACAGGAUUGAUGGUGGGGAUUGAAGGACAUUUGCAGAAACAAUAAGGGAAGGUAAUAGGAAGCUGUCUUUGUUAUGAUGGAGUAUAAUGGCCGCAUGGAUGAGGUUUAAAAAGUUCAGAUUUUAUGAAUGAAGUUGUAAAUAUUGUGUGAAUGAAGCUAUAAAAAUAAAGUUAUAUUAAUAUGAAAUUAAAGUCUCUUUGUCUCGGUGUAUAGAGAGAAAAGUUGUUAUUUUACAAGAAUAAAGUCACAGUAUUAAAAGAAAAAAAUGUUUUACAGUCAUAAUAUAAUUCGAUAAAAGUUAAAAAGUUGUCAUUUUAGGCCAUAGUUAUUUUUAAUGCUACUUUUUUCCCCCAUCGAAACUUACCCCACUUAUUUGUCGUUUGUGUAUUGAUUUAAUGACUUGACAUUGAUCAGGUUGUCUCAAGGGGUGCUUUUGUUGUCGAGAAUUACGGGAUUUUGACCAAUCAGAUUAGAGUAUUGAGCACAGAAACAAAGUAUUUCAAGAUUUUUGUUUGGCUAAAUUACUGCAGUAAUCUAGUCUGUAUAUAGACUGUAUCUAGACUGUAUAUACUAUGGACAACUUGGUUCCGCCUUCUGCCAGUUCUGCCACUUCCUGAAACCAACAUUGCGCAGUAGCGUUGUGCGCAUUCAGCGGGAGAGUCGCAGAAAGUCACGGUGAUGACGCUCGGCUCAAAUAGCAUACCCCCAGGUGAGCUACGCAAUCCAUGUACGCCUAUAGGCUGUAUCAAGUGUCAAUCAUAGAAAACAUGAACCCCUAAUAACUUUUAAAAACGGAGCUGUACAGAAAAAAGAGGACUUGAGCACAAACCAGUCUGACAGUAACUACAUGUCAACAUCACAACCAGGGGGAAAAAAAAUGUUCUUUGUAAUAAAUUUCUAGAGUUUGUCCUCAGACCCAUAAACUUUGCUGGCGGAGGCGGGAUUUAUGACCUAUACUGCAGCGCGUCACUAGAGGGUGCUGUUCUUGGAGUGGCUUCACCCAGCGAGGAGACAGACGCUGUCUAUUCUAUAUACAGUCUAUGGGUUAGGUGCACAUUUAGACUUUUUUAUUUGUCACACACUUAAGUUGCAAUUCUGUAUUUUUAAAGCUCCAGUGUGGAAUGUUUAGGUUGUAUGAAUUUUGGCGCCCCCUGUGGACAAAGCAGUGUUUGCAUAUCUCGUCCUCUUGUCACAAACUUUUAUCCUCCUCUACCAAAGAAAGGCCCCUGCAGAAAAAAAUUGUGUCAGUUCACCGUUUGAUGCUGAGCAGGAGUGUCGGUCGGGUUUUACAUUUUCUCAAAGAGGAACCUGAAAAGGCGAACGCUGAACUUUCAUUCAAACAGGAAACAGUGAUGUGGAAUAAAAAGCCUCAGAACCAGCCGAGGAUAUUCCCCAGUGGGUUUGUCACAGAGCACGUUUCACUCAUGAACAAAUGCUGAACAAACUCCCCCUGUACUGGAGUCACCAGCAUAAAAUCAUCACCGCAGAGGAUCAGUGAUCUCAUGCGCGCAAAUCGCACAGACGUAGACAAAUAAAUGGAUCACUCAAGUGCACACAUGUGCAGCUUUUCAAACACUCCCAAAGCAAAUUCAAUCUCCCUGCAGAAAUGCAUAAUCAAUGGAAACAUUGAUAAAUACACACCUGACAUUCCAAUGCGCACACACAGACACGCAAUAGGCCGCCCGAUCAAUACACACACACUCUCACACACAGUGCUAAUCCAUCAGCAGCAUGGGAACGAGCAGAUCUCUCCAAACACUCAUCUAUCACUCUGAUUGGAAGUGAUCACUGUUCAAUAGCACCUGGCUUCCAUUCUCUCCCUCACUGUAGAUCACAAUCACAGGAAUGGAUUUUUGACAUUAGCAGCGCCUUUAGCUUCACUUCCUUCCUGCGGCUCAGCGUUUCGUUCUGUAGCUGUUCUUUGACAGAUUUUCAAUUUGUACAUUAUCGGGAAGAAAACGCUCCUCCCUUACCUUUCACCUACUUUCCUCUCCACAGAUCAUGAUGGGGGAGGGCUUGAUGUACUGUAUGCAAUCCAAACUGAAGUCAUGUCCCAAGUCGGAGAGCAGCAUCAACGCUGGAGGCUGCAGCUUCAACUCCUUCCUACGCAGAACCGUGCGCUUUGUGGGUACGUCCAACCACCGCUCCUUCAGGGGUUUCCUUUCUCAUAUAUUAAGAUCACAGUCUGAUCCGCGACGUUUUAAAGGUUAGUGCAGUAAUUCCCAAAGUGAAAGUAUGACUCCAAUGGAGGGGCAGAAGUGCAGUAUGACAGAUUAAAAAGCCUCGUAGAAAAUCAUGGCAGACAGUCCCUGAGAAGAGUGACACAUUAGUUUUUCUUUUGUUAUUUUGUUGGACUUCAUCCUGGGGGCUGUUGCACAAAAGUAGAAUUCAGAAAUCCUGGAUAAAUAAAAAAGAAAGGCUUGACCUAGUGUGAUGAGUUCAUCCAGGUUCAAUCUGUUGCAUGUUUGCCGAGUCAUGAAGAGGUGCGGCCGUGUCGAGCCAGGUGUAAGUAAUUCCGGCAAGCGUGAGCUCGGUUUGGCUUUCUUGAGGUUGGUCAAAGAUUCACGGACAUAAACACUAAAUGUUACUUAACAAAAUGUCAAGUAACAUGUAGUAAGACUGGUCAUAGCUGGAGUUGAAGCUCAUGUUAGAUGUGCAGUGCAAAGUAUGGACUGUGUGUUAAAAGGACUAAAAGAGGGGAGCCGUCAAAGAGGCCAGACGACAAGAAAAAAACAGUUUUACCAGCAUCUCAUCGGCACAUAGAUCAGAUUAAAAAUAGAAACUCAGAUGGCAGAUUUAAAGAUUAAAGUGAAGAAGAAAAAAAAACUGCAGGAUAUGAAAAUUGACCUUUGAGACACUGAGGCUAAAUCCAAUCAAAGUAACAGAAGGCCUCUUUAACUAAACGACACAUCUGUGAUAAUUAAACAGGCUGAUAUAAAUGAGGCAAAACAUGGACGAGCGUGAAGCAGGUUAACUGCACAGAAUAAACCUCUGUGGUAACUUAGGCAGCCCUCCUUUUGUGCAGCAGAGUCCAGUUCAGUUAGGAUUUUACUGGAACUGUAGGGCUUGACAGUGCGAUCAUUUCACUCACAUUUGCGACCAGAUAGAUGUGUGCGAAUUGUAAAAUGUAUUUAGGGGCACAUGUGUGAAUAAAAAAAAAAUAAGCAGAGGCAACAGAUGUUUUGUCAUGUAAAUACCGCAGCGAAGUUAGUUUUAGGUUGAAUAUCUGACAGACGUUCACUGUGGAUCCACCGAUGUCUCUAGUUACAGUCAGACUGGUUUGUGCUCAAGUCCUCUUUUUUCUAUGAAGCUCUGUUUUUAAAAGUUAUUAGGGGGUUCAUGUUUUCUAUGAUUGACACCUGAUACAGCCUAUUGGCGUUCAGAGAUUGUGUAGCUCUCCCGGGGGAUACGCUGUUUGAGCCGAGUGUCAUCACAGCGACUCUCGCACCGAAUGCGCACAACACUACUGCGCAGUGCUAGUUUUAGGAAAUGAAGAAAAAUCCCAGAAAUACGGAGAGCUUUUCGGCUUCAAAUCCGUAUACAGAUGGGAGGCGUAUAGUAUAUACAGUCUAGGGGUUAAAUCUACUCGGCAUCCUCGCUGUCAACGUCGGUGUUGAAUAAGGGACCAUCAAUAAAUUACCUGUUGAUGUUCUCAAAAAAGGCUGUUUUCCUUCAACAGCUUCCAUGUCAUGUGACCAAAAGACCAAAAAUUGAUUUCAAAUAAUAGUACUUAUGUCGACCAGUAAGACGAACAUUAUUUGAUCAAUUUUCCGUGUGCCCCUAAAGUUCUUUUUGUGCUCCUUGUGAAAAAAGUUAAGCCCUGAAGUGGAUCUGUUCUGUCUCUGUGCUCAUGUGCUCAGUGUUUUUUCUUUAUCUUCUAGUCUUUUCUAAAGUCUGAAGUUAUUAUACUUAUAUGUAAGACUUCGAUUGAUCUUGCACAACCAUAUCAAUCAUUUCUUUCAUUUAAUAUCCUUGGCUUGAAUGUCUCGUCUGUGUCUAAUGAAAGUACAGACGGGUGGCUUCUAUUCCAGUUUCCCUGUGCUGUAAAAUACUUGAUAUAUAAGAGUCACAAACUCAGUGUUUAGAGGGAUAACAUCAGAGGAGUAUUUUCCAACUGCCUUUAGGUCGAAGUUUUAGAGUAGAAAAUGAACCAGUUUUUCUCAUAUAUGCUCAUUCUGUUGCUAACAAAGAGGCUUAAAAAAGAAUCUUCAUCACAGGAUCCUGAAUAAACACCUCAGUGAAGCGAUGCUCAUCAUAGAGGAAGGGAUUGUUUGCUGCAUACGUGUGAAAACAUUUUCAAAACAGUGUUUACCUUCAGAUGUGUUCGUUCUCACAAGUGUGUUUAACUGUUACCACACAUUUGCUAUUUUUGACUGAGUUGAGCAUUAAAUGUGUUAAACGCCAGCUCACCUUUGAGAAUUUCACAACACAUGCUGUCAAAUAUGAGGAGUAGAAGUUUGGGAGUGUUAAAAUGGAGAUUGGGUUACAAACAGGCUAACUAUGUGGAGAGAUGUCUGCUGUCAGGAGUGAGGAACCAAUUUCUGUUGUUUUCAAGAUGGAAAUCAGUUUUGGCGGGGAGUAAUUCGGCUCACCGGCUGAGCCCUCAAACGUGAUUCCAUUUCAGGGUGUCAGGAUAAGCUAAUUACAUGCUUUAAAUGAAGGGUGACUUAAAAUGAAGCAGACUUGAUAUAAUGCUCCACGGGAAAUAUCUGGAGGCUGACAUUGAGCUUUGAAGUGAAAAGAGUAAAUCACCUCGCCAAAUGUGACUGUCUGAGGAAGAAAAAGCUUCAUAAGCGAACAGACUGAAGGAUGCUGGUGUCACUUUAGGAUGUUGGAGGAAAAAUUUAGCGUUGUUGUUGUUUUUUUUCUUUACCACUGCAGGUGUUCGCAAAUGAACAGCUGAAUGUGAGGGGAAACCUCCAGGGGCUGUUAGUUCAUUUACUGAGGCUGCCUCUAAAUCUGUCUCCAACCUCUCUCCCUCUCCCUCAGGUGUUCAUGUGUUCGGUCUCCUGGCAACAGCCUUGGUGACAGAUGUCAUCCAGUUAGCGACUGGUUACCACGCCCCUUUCUUCCUCACCGUCUGCCAGCCCAAUUAUACGGCACCGGGGGUGUCAUGUGACAAUAAUGCCUACAUCACACGGGACAUCUGCAUGGGGAAAGACCAGUACGCCAUCAUGUCGGCGAGGUAGGACACUGUCUGCAUGAGCUGAUUCUCAUGCUUUGACAUUUAGCUUUGUAGCUCUACUGCUCAAGUACCAUUAAAGGCAAAUGCAGCAAUAUUAGACACUUAUACUGGCUAGAUAAUGCAGAAAACCAUUAGCAAACAUACAUAAUUGGAUAUUUUCCCGAGGUUCAUACAAAGGCUUCAGAGCGCCUCAUUAAGCUCCAGUGAUAGGAUGACUUUCAGAAGUUGCUCAGUAUAUCCAAACUUUCAGAAUAAACUCUAAAGCAGGAGUCGACAAACUCAUUAACAUCUGAACUGGAUUAAAGGAGAUUAAAACGUCUAAAGAGUUGUUUUGUUACAGUUGGAGUUUUCUAAAUGAUGUAAUAUCUGCUCGUUCGGUUCAAUUGUCCUUAAAAAGUGACAGUAACAUGCAGGUGCUGCGGCUCGCUUUAGUUUUGCUCUCUUUAGCAUACACACACACACACACACACACACACACACACACACACACCGGUCAAGCUAUAGCAGAUGGGUAUUAGACAUCUUGGGCAUAAUGAGCGCAUGCAGACAUAAGAGAUUACAGCGAAAUAAAGCUGAUAUGGGGAUAAUCCUGGAGGUACAAAGGUGCAAGAAAUUAACUGUUUUUACUCAAAAUGCAAAACAAAAACUAUUACAACACGAUGCAUAGCCAAGACACGCAGCAAUAACUUGACCCUAUUUGUAAAAAAGUCCAAAUGUUUCUACUUUGAGACUUGUGAGGACUGUUAUAGACGUAGUGCGUCUCCUUAUUCUAACCUUAAGAGAGGAUUAGUCACAGUCUGAGAGGUAUGUAAGAUUAAUACGUGUGAAAUCUUGACCGAGUCUUGGCAAAGAGACCAGAAUCGGCUUCAGAUAACGUGUCUGAGGAGGAUCCAAAGUGACUCAUCUUCUCGCUGUGUUAACAGAAUUCAGUCAGGACCAGUUUGGCUGAGGUAUUAAUAAAUUUAAGAUGAUUUAAGGGUAAGAAAACACUUAAAAAAGUUACAAUUAAGUUCUGUUUAACUACAGGUCAUGUGGUUAGGUUUCUCUGUCUAGUACUUGGCGGCUUGGACACCAUUGACAUAAAAAAAUGACAAAAAUAACAAAAAUAAAGUUAAUUUUUUAAACUAAUCUCUAAUUCCGGUGCCAGCUGAGUUUCUUGCUGUAAUUAGCUCACUGUUAAGAUUGAAUCAGACCUCAAACAGAUCUUUCCAAAGACGGACAAACCCGAGCUCACACGUCUUUAAAGAGAGAGUGUAAACAGUCAUUAACACAGCUAAAUAAGAUUCAGUUAAAUAAGAUUCAGUUUUAUCUAGAUCUUCAUUAGCGGCCUUGACAAUAACUCAUUUGCACUCCUCUAAUGUUUGUGCCAAAGCCCCACAGUAUUCUGUUUGUGUUUAUUAAUGCUCACAUCCAAUGAUGAGUACCCAGUGUGACAAACGCAGCCGAGCAGGCGCUCAGGUUUAACGUCAAAUAAAAUCAAGAGCUGAGAACUCACCCGAGCCGCCGUGACAAACACAUUCAGGUUUAUUCAAAGGGCCGGUAAACACAGACUGCGCACAACCUUUUCUGUGAAAACAUUUAUCUUUCUCUCCCUGCUUUCACUCUGUGACACCUAACUCUUCGCCUUUCUCCCCCCCAGGAAAACAUUUCCAUCCCAGCAUGCAACGCUCUCCGGCUUCGCUGCUGUCUAUAUCUCCGUAAGCACUUCUUUCUUUGUGAUCCUUAGAGGUGGUGUUUCUAGCACUGUCUGCUUGCCUGCGUGUAUCUCUGAAUGUUAAUGUGAUUUAUGGCUUGAAGUGUUUGAAAUGUCUUUUUUUAUCCUUGAAUUUUUUUUGUUCUCUUAUAAACUUUUGUAAGUUUGUGCAGAAGACGACAAGUUUGAUUCAUCUGUUAAGUUGUUUUUGUUCACCAUCUGCAGUUUCUAUUUUAAUACUUUAAGAUACUUUGCUGCUGGCAACGGGAGAUUGAUUCCUGCAUAGGAGAGAAGUUUGAGCUGGAGUCAAAUCGCUGUCAUUGUGUACAAAAGUCAUGAUUGCAUUCGAGUGUUUACUCACCGGGAGAAGUCCAGAUUUUAGACUUCAGCACCCUCAGGCGAGCCCACUAAGCCGAUGAAUCUGUAAAGUUGUGUUUUAUUUGUUCUGGCAGAAGAGUCUGGUCGCCCUCACAUUCAGACAGAUAUCUGUGCGACCUAAUUCAGGUCAGGCCAAUCACAGCCGUUCAUCUGAUGUGACGUGGAUUUUAGACUUGGGGCUCUUUGGAAAUCAAGAUGGCCGCCGCUACAUGGCGAGGGUCUUUAAUCCUGAUUGAUUUAGCUUUUAAAAAACUUAAAACAUUUGUUUAUGUAAUGUAUUAAUGGUGUCUGUUGGCAACCAAAUCAUGCCAAAUAUUGGUAUGAAAAACUGAACUAGAAGCUACUAGAAUUAAUGUUUCAUGUCCUGGAAAGCUAGCUACCUUAGCUGCAAACUGCAACUGAACACUUACAGUUGUUACUAAAAUCGUUGAAAUUCAUCUGCUAUUUCUUGCCAAUGUUCCUCUUUUUCCGUCUGUCAGGGUCAUCCCUCAACAACAUAUCACAUAUCCUCUGUUUUAAAGAUCAGGCAGAUGCGCCAGCUCUAUCAUUCCUCUUUCGUUUAUUGUUUACAGCCAUUCGUCUGAUGUGAUGCGAACUUUAGACUUGGGGCUCUUUGGAAUCUAAAAUGGCUGCAACUAACUGGGGAGGGUCUUUAAUCCUGAUUGAUUUAGCACUUAAAAAACUCAAAUAUUUGUUCAUGUAAUGUACUAGUGGUGUCUGUUGGCAACCAAAUCAUGCCAAAUAUUGAUAUGAAAGACUGAACUAGAAGCUACUAGAAUUAAUGUUUCACGUCCUGUAAAGCUAGCUACCUUUGCUGCAAACCGCAAUGAAACACUUGAUAAAAUCGUUGAAAUUCAUCUGCUAUUUCUCACCAAUGUUCCUCUUUUUCCGUCUGUCAGGGUCAUCCCUCAACAACAUAUCUCAUAUCCUCUGUUUUAAAGAUCAGGGCAGACGCGCCAGCUCUAUCAUUCCUCUUUCGUUUGUUGUUUACAGCCAUUCGUCUGAUGUGAUGUGAAUUUUAGACUUGGGGCUCUUUGGAAUUUAAGAUGGCUGCAGCUAACUGGGGAGGGUCUUUAACCCUGAUUGAUUAAGCUUUUAAAAAACUUAAAACAUAUGUUCAUGUAAUGUAACUGGUUUGUGCUCAAGUCCUCUUUUUUUCUGUACAGCUCCAUUUUUAAAAGUUAUUAGGGGGUUUAAGUUUUCUAUGAUUGACACUUGAUACAGCCUAUUGGCGCUCAGGGAUACGCUGUUUGAGCCGAGCGUCAUCACAGCGACUCUCUUGCCAAAUGCGCACAAUGCUACUGCGCAAGUGGUGGAGUGCGUACAACGCUACUGUGCAAUGUUGCUUUCAGGAAAUGGAGAAAAAACGCAGAAUUACAGAGAGCUUUUUUGGCUUCAAAUCCAUAUACUGGAGGAAGGCAGAACCAAGUUGUCCAUAGUUUAUACAGUCUGUGGUCUCAGCUCCAUACAGCUGUUGUGUUGAGCUGAAUGAAGUUGUGUAGUCUGACCUCAACAAUGGACAUCAUCCAAGUGUAAACAGCAAUAAAAAAAAGAAUCUAUCUUUACGUAAACUGACUUAACUUGAAGGACAGGACUUCUAAUGAACUUAUCUCCAUAAUUAAAAGAGACAAAAAAAGGGAUUACCCAAAAACUCAAUAGUGUCACAAAAACCCCCUUGAUUGGAAAUCCCAAGGAAACCAAACCAGUCAAAUUUACAAAAGGUUUGUAGGCUGAAGACAGAGGACCGCUGCUGUCAGUUUGGACGCCAACCAUUGUCUGCGAGGCGCUCUUUUUCAAACAGAGGAUUUCUGGGAACUGGCCAAUCCAAUGGACCCCCUCCAGACUGAAUGGGUCCAUCUCUUUAGCCAGCCGUUCAUUCACACUCAGACACAGAUCCACAACACUGACAGAACACUGACUCUGACAACCUGAACAGUAUGAAGAUUUACUAAAUGAAGGUUACAACCAGGGCCAUGAGGUUAAAGCAAACAGGAAGAAAGAGGACAUUUUUAAGGCCUCAAACUGAUCCUAGUUUCUGUCAAAUUUUGCACUGGAGGAAUUCUCAUGGUUACAUAUUGUAGCGCUCAUAUUUAUGUCCGAAAGCAUACUGUUGAGCUUUGUCCAGUGCUGACUGCAGCAGUUCAGGAGCUGUUUGGCGAAGUAGCACUGUCAUAUUUCCUAGAGGUAACGACCUCACAAUUACACACACACACACACACACACACACACACACACACACACACACACACACACACACACACACACACACACACACACACACACACACACACACACACACUUUCUUUCCCGGAUGGCUACUGCAAGCCACUGGCCGCAUCACUGCAGCCUCACUGAGCCCAGAGCGUGCUCAUUAAAGCUCACCAGGCAGAUUUCUGAUGAGAGCGAAAAAGGCGAGAGGGGAGGAAGAGAGCAACCGCUUUGGCAGCUGGAGAUACAGCCUGUUGUCUGAUCCCUGUGAAGUUAAGAAGCAGAUCAAAAACACUAAAAUCAGAUCAUUUCUCUGCAGUUUUUCUUUUUAAUGACCUCCACGUUAGCUCUGCAGUCAGUCUGUGUGGGAAAUUACAAUGAUGGGAACUACCUUUAUUAUUUUUCUGCUGUCUUUUUCAAAAGGAAUUCAAGGAAACUCAACAUAUCACUCCUCAAUAUAUCAAAUAUAUAAAAACUGAGUGAAUAUAUAUGUUUAAUGUCACCCUGCUGACAGAUCCCACUCGGCUCUCUUACUGCAAAAAAAAAGAGGUCUUUUUCAUUCUCAAUGCUCGACGGACAGGCUCGUUAAAAUGGAUAUUUUUGCAAAGCCGGCUUUUCUGUCACUCAGCUGCUGUACAUUUUAUGUAAACCAAAUAUAGCGCACAUGCGGGGAAUUUAGAUGUAGCUGUUAGUAUAUUCACCCUGUCUGCCUGUGACCUUCCCGCUGCCCUCGCUCUCAGUGAGCUGCCACAGAAACUUGAUUUUAAUGAUCUUGUUAACCUUGUAGACAGCCUGCAAAAACAGCUGGAACGUCAAUCAGUCGAGGCAGUUUUUGUCCAGAUUAACAUGAUUCACAGACAGUACGAGACUUCAUCUGAUUCUCGACUUGCAUGUUUCUCCUCUCACCGAUGCAGAUGUAUUUCAACGCCAGCAUCAGCAGCACGACCAAACUCCUGAAACCGCUGCUGGUGUUUGCUUUCUGCAUGGCGGCGGGCCUCGCCGGGCUGACGCAGAUCACUCAGCAUCGCAGUCACCCGAUAGAUGUCUACGUGGGAUACCUGAUAGGAGCAGGCAUUGGAGUCUACUUGGUAAGUUGGGCGGCAUGAGCCCAGGAGGUAGAGCAGUUGUUCCCCCCCUAUCUGUAGUCUGUCUGUUGUGUCCUUGAGCAAGACACUUAACCCACCUUGCUCCCAGUGUGUGUCCUCCACUGGUGUGUGAUUGUGAGUGUUGUGUGGUGGUGGUCGGAGAGGCCGUAGGCGCAAACUGGCAGCAACGUUUCCGUCAGUCUGGCCCAGAACAGCUGUGAAUACUGAGGUAGUUUACCACCACCAAGGUGUGGUAAACACCUCGAGGGUCUCUGAUAAAGGGCUGUAUGAAAUUUGAUGCAUUAUUACUAUUAUUGUGACAUUUAACAAGGUGUAUAAGUGUGUGACAGGCCCAGCUUUUAAAAUCAUCAAGAAAAUUUAUGAAAGAACUUGUUUUGCUUGGCAGGUUACGUGAUAAUUACUUUUUUAUGACUAUAUAACUGAGAAAGGUUAGAAAAACUACACGGUCUUGAAUGGACUUGCUGUCACAGGGUUUUAUUUAGGGGGAUGAAUGCCAGUGUCUGAAUUUACAUGUGCUCAGCCAUUUUUGGUCAAAAGUGAAUAGAAAACAGUCAGCAUGCAGCGAAAUGGAAAGACAUAUAAACAGAUUUAUUUUAAAUGAAGUAUUUAGUCGUUGCUAUGACUAUAUUGUCUCAUUGUGUUGUCACCGUUUUACAGCGUGUGCGAACAAAUCUCCCACACACACACACACACACACACACACACACACACACACACACACACACACACACACACACACACACACACACACACUUUGCAUGGCUUCUAUAAUUUGCUCUCCCAGCAGUGUGUUUUUUUUGUCCAGCUCUAUAUAUAGACAUUUUCUAUUACGAAGAGAAGAGAGAGGGAGAGAAUGAAUAAUCCGAUAAGAAUUCUCUGGAACAAUUUCACACUUCAUUUUAAGAAAACUUGUCAUUGCGAUUUUCUACGCCUCCCCCCCGUCCUUUUUAGUCCCCCUCUUUCUCUCUCGUCUUUUAGUUUUUUAAAGUAGGGGAGCGCUUCCUCUUCUCAUUAAAGGAGGGAUUCUAAGAAAGGGGAGUAGAGGGAUUCAUGCUGACCUCAUAGCAAACAGGAACAGGAAGGGAAGAUGCCUAUUCAUGCACUUCUUCUUCUUCUUUGAAAGAAGAAAAGAUAAAAGGAAAUAGAUUUUCAGGCUGUGGUCUUUGUUUAACAUGCAGGAUACUUCAGCAUCCUCCCCUCUUUCCUCCCCUCUUUCCUCCCCUCUUUCCUCCCCUCUUUCCUCCCCUCUGUCUCCCUCUGUCUCCCUCUGUCUCCCUCUUUCCUCCCCUCUGUCUCCCUCUGUCUCCCCUCUGUCUCCCUCUGUCUCCCUCUGUCUCCCUCUGUCAGGCUGUGUUCGCCGUGGGAAACUUCAAAGCAUCAGAGGAAGACGCUCAUACUUUACAGAGACUGACACCAGCUCAGCAGAAGGACAGCCUGAGGGUGCUGAGUCAGCGCAGCCAUGACUCCCUCUACAGGAAGACCCCCAGGGUGUCGGAGAGCAGGGAGGAGCUGGGGGCGGGGCUUGGCUCUGGAGCUCGCAGUAAGGUGAGGAGGGAGAAGGCGUCCCUGGCCUCUCUCAAACGAGCGAGCGCCGACGUUGAGCUCCUCGCAACUCGCGGCCCCAUGGGGAAGGAAACCAUGGUGACCUUCAGCAACACAUUACCAAGAGUUGCAAAUGGAAACAGCCCUAUAUCCCCCUCAGACGAGCCAGCCACCACGCAGCGUCACAUGACCUUCCACGUGCCAUUCGACCCCCAGAGGUCACGGCAGCUUGUGUCAGAAUGGAAGCAGCGCUCGCUGGAGAUCCGCAGCCAGAGCUCACGAGACGAGGAGGAGGGAGACGCGGGAGAUGAAGGAGGAGCAGCAGGAGGAGACGGAGGAGAGCAGGAUAUGCCUUCCUCUCUGUAUCCCACAGUGCAAGCCAACAAGGGCACCGCCACGCCAACCUCCGCCAGGAUGGUGGUGGCACCCCCGCUCGUUCACAUCCCCGAGGAGGCCACUCGACCGCCGCCUGUUUCCCCGAAGAGUGCCAAGACACGUGCCAAAUGGCUGUCACUCACAGAGGAGGGACGGGUGGAAGGAAGGGUGAAGGAGCCCGGACAAGGGCCUAUCGCUGUGUCGACUCCUCGAGUGCCAAACACGCAGCCCAACCAGCCGCCCAGCCAGCAGAGAGUCACUCAGGUGAGGAGGAAAUUACUCAAUAAUAACCUCCAAGUCAUAAUAACUAUAAUCAUGUGAGCAGCUAUUUGUCAGACAUGCAGCCAGUUCUGAAAAACACACUUUAGACAGGAAAGAGAUUUAUCAGCUGCCAAACGCUGCGAGUGCUACACACACACACACACACACACACACACACACACACACACACACACACACACACACACACACACGCUUAUGAUUUAUUUUGUGGGUACAAUCAAAGGAGAACAACAUGUGAGUGUGGGCAAUUUCACUGAUUGGUUUCAGUUUUUAAAAAUACUCCUACAAGGAUCCAAACACUUGUUAUAGAGAGAGAUAAAUCCUGUUGAGUGCCUGUGAUAGGUAUCGAGUUUGUAACAAGCUCACUUUACAGUGUUUACCAUAACGAAUGUCUCUAAAUCCUCCAUGUUCUGCUGCACUAAACAACUUUACAUCGCAGCUCCUUUACUGGACCUUGGAAUAUGUAGAGCAGUCUCAGUACAAGGUCUUUUCGAUGCCUAAUGGAGUAUUUAUCAGAUCACAUGCCCAUCUUCUGUAAAACUUUCCCAGCUGUUGUGAACCUUUGAAAUAUUAGGGCCUGUGUCCACUUAAAGCAUCAUUGCACUGGCAGCACCUUCAGUCAUAACAAGGCCAAUGCAAUUACACACUUCCACAGCUCAGGGUCCUUGUGGGGAUGUAUCCACUCAGGCUUUUUUUGCACAGGCAGAGUCCAUGACCUCAAUUUCAGAUGACUUCUCACCAGCGUUCGCUCACUCCCACUUCAUUUGGUUGUGAACGUUUGCGGCAUGUUUCAUAUUCGCCCUCACUGAACUGUAUUGGACAAAAAAAAAAAUCUGGAAACAAUCGAUAAAGAUUUUAAGUAGCAGCUUCAGAUGGAGAUUCUACCUUAAAAAAAAACAAGAGUGAUUGCUUUACCUCCUGAAUGUACCUCUGUCGGGGUUGUAUUUCCAGGUCAAGAGCUGCUGCUGAUGCUAAGACAUGAUUUCAGUUGUUUUUAGUAUGCAGACCAUUUUACAACAGAUACUCCUGAGGAAGACCGAAUGGUUGAGGGACAACUUUCAUAACCUAGCAGCUGUAGGCACUGGUCAAGAACACUCUAAAAUUGAGGGCGUUUGGUGCUGCCGCCACAGAAAACACUGGUAGUGGAAACAGGCCCUAAAUUUUCAUCAGAACAAACAUUUACCAGAACUAACUUUGUUGGAGUUUGCUGAUCCAGAGCAGCGUUUGCAACACCUUUGCAAAGUUUGACAAGACUUUCUUCUGCUUUCCUCCGCUCCUCAGGUGAUAGCCAUAUCUAAGCAGCAGGGUCAUGGACCCCUCGCUCCAUCCACUAAGACCUCAGAAGGCGGAUCCUCCUCCGGCGGUGGGUCCAACUGCUCCGAGUCACCCUACUACAGAAUCCCAUCAGACCGAGACAGCUGCACUGGAAGCAACCCGGGAAGCAUGGCGGGAAGCGGGAGCAUCGUCACCAUCGACGCUCACGCCCCUCACCAUCCGGUGGUGCGCGUGUCUGCCAGUAACGGCAAGCCGUGGGAGUGGAGGAACACGAUCAGUGGAAACAUGAUGGCUGCAGACACAGCGGGGGAGAAACACCGUGCGGCGCUGCAGCGACAGGAGAACACGAGUCACUACCGCGACUACAGGACGCUUCCUGUGAAAACAGACUCCAUCUGCUCCUCCUCUCUCAGCGGGAGCAACGAAGGAGGUGCAGAGCCACCUCCCCCUCCUCCCCCUACCUCCUCCUCCCCUCUGCCUCCCCCUCCUCAGCUGUCAUCAUCCCCUCUCCCGCCACCUCCUCCUCACUCGUCUUCUUCCCCCUUGCCACCUCCUCCACACUCCACCUCACACCCCACUCCGAUACCCCCUCCUCUCCCUCACCCCGCCUCCUCUCACAUGCAUCCCCCUCUUCACUUGUCUUCCCAGAUGCCCCCUCCACCUCUUCCACCUCCUCACCCCUCUUCCUCUCAAAUGCCUCCACACCCUCACCACUCCUCCUCCCAGAUGCCCCCACCUCCACUUCCACAUCAGUCCGCUCAAAUGCCCCCACCUCCACUUCCACAUCCACAUCACUCCUCCUCCCAGAUGCCCCCACCUCCACUUCCACAUCCACAUCACUCCUCCUCUCAAAUGCCUCUACCUCCUCACCCUUCCUCCUCCCAAAUGCCCCCACCUCCGUCAACUUCCCCUUUGCCACCUCCACCUCACCACUCCUCCUCCAUGCAGCCUCUUCCUCACCCGUCCUGCUCCAGCAUGCUCCCCCCUCCUCCUCACCCUGAUUUACUGAUGGACGCCCACAGCCAGGCGUUGUCCCGCACCUCCACGCUGCCUCGUCGGCCCUCCGUCUCCGCUCGCAGCCACGCCGAGCAGGAGCACUACUACAAGGCCAUGCAGAAUGAACGGAUGUUAUAG